CUCACUGUCGAAUUUGCACCCAAACAAAAACCCGAAAGCCUCAAAGAAAGACUAUAUAUACACAUAAUCGUUUUAGGGUUUGGGUCUCGGUUCCUGGGUCAUACGCGCUGCUCGAAGACUCGCAGCUAUGGGGAGAAGACCUGCAAGAUGUUAUCGUCAGAUCAAGAACAAGCCAUACCCAAAAUCACGGUUUUGCCGUGGUGUUCCUGAUCCUAAGAUCAGGAUUUAUGAUGUGGGUAUGAAGAAGAAAGGUGUUGAUGAGUUUCCUUUCUGUGUCCAUCUUGUUAGUUGGGAGAAGGAGAAUGUUUCCAGUGAAGCAUUGGAAGCUGCUCGUAUCGCAUGUAACAAGUACAUGUCGAAAUUUGCUGGAAAGGAUGCUUUCCACUUGAGGGUUAGAGUUCAUCCUUUCCAUGUUCUUAGGAUUAACAAGAUGCUUUCGUGUGCUGGAGCUGAUAGGCUUCAGACUGGUAUGAGAGGAGCUUUCGGAAAGCCACUUGGUACUUGUGCUAGGGUUGCUAUUGGUCAGGUUCUUCUUUCUGUCCGUUGUAAGGACACCAAUAGCCAUCAUGCACAGGAGGCUCUCCGUCGUGCUAAGUUUAAGUUCCCUGGUCGUCAAAAGAUCAUUGUUAGCAGGAAGUGGGGUUUCACCAAGUUUAACCGUGUUGAUUACCUCAAGUACAAGUCUGAGAACAGGAUUUUGCCUGAUGGUGUGAAUGCCAAGCUUCUUGGGUGCCAUGGACCAUUGGCUAACCGUCAACCUGGAAGAGCUUUCAUUGAUGCUAGUACUCCUACUGCUUAGGUGGUCUGUUAUUUGGAAACAAUUGUCUUUCAUCAGAAUAGUUUUGGAUGAUUAAUUUUAAGUUUCUUUUUGUUUUGUCUGUAAUAUUAAACCAUGUGAGAUUGUUUCCGGUUUUGCGAAUUACUUUGAAUGAAUGGUUUUUAAUUGUUUUAA
This is a messenger RNA of Trifolium pratense (red clover), 952 nucleotides long. RefSeq names its product 60S ribosomal protein L10-like. Gene Ontology annotation, biological process: ribosomal large subunit assembly; translation. The record is from RefSeq and is a predicted model, not a curated record. Gene Ontology annotation, cellular component: cytosolic large ribosomal subunit; ribosome. The coding region runs from base 128 to 799 and encodes 223 amino acids. Gene Ontology annotation, molecular function: structural constituent of ribosome. Lineage: Eukaryota; Viridiplantae; Streptophyta; Magnoliopsida; Fabales; Fabaceae. The transcript is spliced from 4 exons.